AUGUUUAUCGCAGGCAAAAUGCAACGCUAUGAAAGGGACGACGAUCCCCUGAAUCGGCCGAUCCAGCGGCGGGAGACGACACCGGCGCGAAUCAUGGAGCAGCCAGUGCCGCUGACGCCGUCGUCGAGACAGCCCACCAGCUCAUUCCGGCGGCGGGUGCCGGCCCAGCCCGGCAUAGUGAAUGGAGCCGGAGUCCAGGCCUUUUAUACGCCGUAUGCGCCAUAUUAUCCCGGCAGCACGCCACAGGCAGUGCCCAUGUACUACCAGCCGCAGCCGAUGCACUUCAUCAGCAUGCAGCCACAGCUAGGCAUGCCCGACCCGAGCCUUAUGGGCUCGUCGACAGCACUGCUGCCGGGCGUGCCGCUGUCUUCUCUCUCUAACAGCGGCGCCAGGGCCUCGCGGUCGCGGUCGCGGUCUCGGCAGAGAUCUCGGCGUCGCUCCCCUGUUGACUUGAGAGCAUACUCCAGAUCGAAUAGGUCCCGUUCCCGGAGCAGGUCUGCGGGCGAUAGACGGCAGAGGAGCAGGACACCGCCGCCACCGCCGUCGCCACCACGGUCGAUCCCAGUGAUAAUAAACCGCCGCGGACGCUUCGACGACGACGACGAUGAAUUUGAAGAUAAUUCCUCCUCUACCGUCUACUCCUUUACACCAUCGCGUAUGUCACGCGCCGCGUCGACGCAGCCAAGCAGCACACAUGCAGAGGACAAACCAUUCGAGAAGGAUGAAGACGAUGCCAAUGGUGGUGGUGACGGUAUUAGAAGCAGUGGUGGCGGUCAAGGCUUGCGAAAGGAGCCAGAUCGCGGGCUUCGCCUCUCGCACAUCCUUGAAUCGUGGUACGACGGUGAUCACACGCUGGGCGGCUCACACGGCGCCAAGAUCACAGCCGUACAAAGCAGCAGACUGAAAUAUCAGCCUCUGUUUCGGUGGUUACAUUGCACACGGAAUCACAUGGAUUUUGAAGACUUUUCGAAGGAGGUCACGCGCAUCCCAGACCUGACCGCUGCCGAGGAGAAGGGCAUACGUGAUCUGCUCGCCCGCGUGCAGCGAAAGUUUGUCAAAACCGUCCAGACGGCCAACGGCAACAGCGUCCGCCACAUGGAGCCCACGUGUAUACAGCAUGUGCUGCCGCCUGAUGGUACUUCUAAGGCACCCAGCGUCGCUCGCCGCACUGUAACCUGGGUUUGUCUCCCCUACUUUACCCUGGAGAAGUACUCAGGGCUGGAGGGAGCUCCUCAGAAUCCAGCCGCCUUUCCGAUAGAGACAUUGCUACAGGCCAAGUUUUCAAGAGCAGGUAGAAAUCGAGAUAUGCGCCAAGCGGUCUGCCAGAGCAAGGACACACCGACUGGCCUCUGCUUCCACGUCGCACAGAUGUGGUGUCUUGUGCUCGAUAAUUCAUUCCUAUUCACGUAUAGCCGCAUGGCAGAGGAGACCCUUCGCGGUGACUCGGUUAGCCUAACCGUCAAAUCCUCCCAAGAUAUCUCCAACGCGAGGCCUCAAGCGAUCAUUGCAGUGUCCUACCGGCAAACUGUGUUGUGGUCUAUCCCUGUUGAGGAAUGUCAGACAUGGCUGGAUUUCCUUUCUCACUUCCGGGAUUUCUGGCCUCGGAGACUACAAUUCUUCCGGAGGAGACGGCCAGUGACGGCUGAUGACUGGCCACGAAUUUGGAAUAUGGCCAAACACGUCAGUGACAAGGUCACGCUUGAGAUGAGAAUCGGAAAUCCCCCUGGACCGCCACCAGCUGGCGUUCUGAUGCCCAGGGACAUUGACGAAAGUGUUGAGAGAGAAGUGAUCGCUGGGGCACAUGUGCAGCCGCAGCCACCGCCGGGACGGAGCCAUGCAACGUCGGAAAAGCUCGUCUCAGGCCAACAUACUAAGCCUAUGCCGGGAAUCUCCAAAUCAACGCCCUCAUCUAGGUUGUCUAUCUUCUCCUGUCUUAUUGGCGUUACUCAUCCCGACUUCGACACGAUCGACGAGGAAGCUCUUGACGACCACCUGCGCGAGGUGGAAGACUAUCUACUCUCUCGAACCAGCUUCAGUGACCGCCGCGCUUACACUGCCUGUCCUGAUGCCACCCGGUCUGAGGUCUAUGCCUUUCUUGAGAGCCAGGGUGUGGAACUCUCGAAGAGCGACGACAGCCAGCGCGUGUGGCAGCGGGACUACGAAGCAAAGCUAGAUAUCUUCAACGCAGCUGAUGUGGUUUUCAAAUUCUUCUUUCCGCUCGGAGUCGAGGCCCCAACAAUUUCAAAGUUUUGGGGUGCGCUCCAAAUAAUCAUCACUGACGGCGGACUCACUGCUUCGACCGACAUGGAGGACGGCCCUCGACGAAUCGGGCGACCUGUGAUACCCAAGUACGCCAUACAGAGCAUGCGGUCAGAGCUGCGUGGCCUCUGUGUCGAUUUGCAAGCCUUUGACGAGAUCUUCGCUCACUCUGGAAAACGGGAGCAGGCUAGAAUUGCAGUGCCCAAGGAGAUCAUCGAGGGCUGGAUCCACCUCCUCAUGAGCCUCAUAUACUUGCCCAAAGCCAACGAGAAGAGCGAGCGGCUUCUUGACGAUGCCAAGGCCCUCAUCCGCAGUGGCAUGGCCGCAGUGGUUCGCUCGUUGUCAGCAAAGUCACUGCUGGACAACUCCGUUCUCUUGCCGCUGGAGCUUCUGUCUUUACUGAAUCUGAAGCUGCUGCAGGAUAUGACCGUAGGGCGGCCGGAUAUCAGCGAGUGCUAUUCAGCGUCUCUCGAAGAAAUGGAGGCGGAGAUCGCGUUCAAACCGUCAGACCGAUCUCGAGAGUAUCGCACCAGCCUCCUUGCAGAAGAGAUAUCGGUCGUGCAGCGAAUUGUUGACACUCAAACGUCCAUCUUCCAGUCGCUGCUGAGCUUCACGCGGGAGACAGGCCAGGACGAGCCAGCGCGGGGAGGCUACUCUGCACCGGUGCAUCACGCCGAUUCACGCUACCGGACUCGAGACAGGAACACUUCCGACACAGUGUACCAUUACCGUGAUAGCGGCCGGACGAGGAUCCCCGCCUCAGAAUAUCGAGAGGCGCUACCUGACCGCUCACAAUACGGGCCGUCAUCGCGCGAGAGAACACGAUCGCACUCAUACGAAGGAGACGAGCCCACCAUGUACUACUCCGUCCCGCCAUACGUCGCGGCAAAUGAUCCGUCGACCGGUUUCAAUCUUGCAUCGACUGAUCCGGGAGGCUACCGCGUCCUGCUGCUGAACGAAUGCCUUCAGUUUCUGGCGGGACGCGAUAGGGAUUUCGCUGGUUUCCGAGGCUGGGCGUCGUUCCUCGAGAAAGUGAAUCGCAAUAAGAUCGACACCACCAAAGAUCGGCACGACAAUGCCAUCUACGCCUUUACCAUUGUCACCAUCAUCUUCCUGCCCCUCAGCGCCGUCGCGAGCAUCUUCGGCAUGAACACGAGCGACGUGCGCAACAUGGACGGCGGACAAUGGGUCUACUGGGCUGUUGCCGUACCUGUGACCGCCGUGGUUAUCUUCCUGGGCCUGCUCUGGACCGGCGAGCUGGGCAACAUUGUGCAAUGGGUGCUGUCGUUUGGCCCACGCCAGCAGGGUUACCAGUCUCUGCCAGAUGAUAUAUACUAUGACUAUCCACCUCGACCGCCAACCCUUGCGCCCAUGCCAGGCCGGCCGCGAAGAAGACUAUCUGAGAUAGCGCCAUCCCUUCUGGAUCCAAGGUCUACAGAGGGUAAGCCCCCAGGAGGAAGGAUCAAGAAUGGUAACAUACUCUAGAUUAACGCUGGAAUAAGUAAGUGAUAAUUAACGCAUGUCAGUAAAAAUGUUGACAAGCUGUCUAAUACG
Molecule: messenger RNA, 3813 nt
Organism: Cryphonectria parasitica EP155
Lineage: Eukaryota; Fungi; Ascomycota; Sordariomycetes; Diaporthales; Cryphonectriaceae
Product: putative Mg2+ transporter
Exons: 10
Coding region: 1-3744 (1247 amino acids)
Biological process (GO): transmembrane transport; metal ion transport
Cellular component (GO): membrane
Molecular function (GO): metal ion transmembrane transporter activity
Source: RefSeq, a predicted model, not a curated record